This is a messenger RNA of Brassicogethes aeneus, 364 nucleotides long. The record is from the annotation of a GenBank genome assembly. Lineage: Eukaryota; Metazoa; Arthropoda; Insecta; Coleoptera; Nitidulidae.
UUACUCUACCAAAAUGCCUAGAGAAUUUAAGGAAAGCGUCAAACCUUGCGUCGAAUUGAUGAAAACCGUUGGACUCGAAGACGUAUCGUCCUUGGGUAAAAAAAACAAUUCCAGAGCAUAUUAUUUAGCCUUGCCAGAUAAUAAAUAUUUGGAGGAAACCUUGAUAGGCAUCGUUAUAAGUGGUUUGAUAUUCUUGGCAAAGGUGAGGCCUGGGGAUCCUAUUAACGCCUUUGCUGCCUAUUUGAUCAAGAACAAACCUAAUGAAGCCAUGAAAAAACGAUCAAUUAAAUCUAGUUUUUCAGAUUAUAGUAGGAAAUAGUAGAGGUACAAUUAAUAUAUUAAUUUACUAUACAUUUUUGUAUCA